Messenger RNA from Procambarus clarkii (red swamp crayfish), 10633 nucleotides. Its product is annotated as probable cytochrome P450 6a13. Gene Ontology annotation, molecular function: heme binding; oxidoreductase activity, acting on paired donors, with incorporation or reduction of molecular oxygen; iron ion binding. The record is from RefSeq and is a predicted model, not a curated record. Lineage: Eukaryota; Metazoa; Arthropoda; Malacostraca; Decapoda; Cambaridae.
GUCAACAACAACAAUGGCGGGCUGACCGACGCCGCCCUUGUCCCUACACCGCCUCUCUCUGUCAUUGUCCCUCUACUGCCGUCUACUUGUCUGUCUCAGCCACUGUCUACCUGUCUGUCUGUCCCUCCAGCUGCUGCUGCUCACCGUCCGCGCUGCACUGUGGACGAGGAGCUGUGUUGGCACAGUGUAAUGUAGAGUGUGUUGGUGCCGCAGCCUUGACACUCACCACACACACUCAAGAUCACAGUCUCCACUCAACGUCACACUCAAGAUCAGUCUUCACACACUGGAGAGACUUCCUCAUUCAGCCUUCCACGAGAGACUUCCUUAAAUGCUACGUCGUUUGGACUUUGUUAUUGACUGCCAGCUCUGACGUACCUUCAGAGCCUGUGCCUGCCUACACAGUAUGCUGAGUGCUGACACUGUAUGGUGCCUGCCUACACAGUAUGCUGAGUGCUGACACUGUAUGGUGCCUGCCUACACAGUAUGCUGCCUGCCUACACAGUAUGCUAAGUGCUGACACUAUGGUGCCUGCCUACACCGUAUGCUGCCUGCCUACAACAUAUGCUGAGUGCUGACACUGUAUGCUGCCUGCCUAUGGACUUGUACAUUCAUCCUUGUCUAUUGUACAUAAUGUUCGCACUGAGUGUUGUCUCUUGUUGUUAAUAGUGUGAGACUUGGAUGACACGCAAGAUAGAUACUACAGCACUUGUCAGUAUUAAUCUCAUUGUUACAUAUGCCUUCAUUUUAUGACUGGUACUGAAUUUAAUUACAAUAAAUCUCGUCGAAUAUCAGCAUGGGUCCACGUGACUGCUGUUGAAGUUAGCACACAUCAAAAAUACAGCAUUACAUUUAUAUGGAUCGCCUGAUAAAUCCUCACGUACCUUAAGAAGAGAUAUAGUUCAAAUCUUGAGAAUCUGUUAUAGUAAUGUGAAGAGUUUUGUUCAUCACUUGUUAACCAAGAUGAUUGCUCAACUAGUGUCUUCUGUGUGCACUUUUCCCCUGGUUGUGGGCCUCCUGGCGGUGAUCUCCCUGGCGGCACUUUAUCUGCAGAAGACGUACACUUUCUGGGAGGUGCGAGGGGUCGGAGGCCCCAAGCCAACAUGGGUGAUUGGUAACAUGUAUGCCAGGCUUAGACCCACGCACUCAAUGGCAGAGUACGAUCAGUUGUUGUACAAGGAACACGGAGGCAAGAGAUUCUGUGGCUACUACGAAUUUACUCAGCCAUGUCUCAUGAUAGGAGACCCAGAGCUGCUCAAGCAUGUGAUGGUCAAGGACUUCGAUCACUUCACCGACCGGAGUUUUGUGACGUUCAACGAGCCUGUGAUGGACCACAUGUUGCUGGGACUGAAGGGAGGUGUGUGGAAGGCCGUGCGGGCCGUCAUGACGCCAACCUUUAGUUCCGGCAAGAUCAAACACACUCUCCAGCUGGUUAAGGAUUGUGCCAAGAACCUGGUUAUAUACUUUGAUAAGGAGUUUGAGAAGAGAUCAAUGGAGUUUGAGAUGAAGGAAGUAUAUGGCAUGUUUACCAUGGACGCCAUCGCUAGUAUUGCCUUCGGUGUAAACAGUGACUCUCUGAAUAAUACACAGAACGAGUUCUCAGCAGCGGCGGCUCGCUUCUUCACGCCUCCGCCCAGGUGGAAGCGACCCAUUAUCUUCUUCCAGUUCCUGUGGCCACAGAUUGCCAGACAUCUCUGCCUUAAUGUUAUUGACAGAACACCCAUUCACUUCUUUACAAAGGUGGUGUCGGACACCAUGAAGUACCGCCUGGAGAACCAGCUGAGGAGAAGCGACUUCCUGCAGCUGCUGCUGGACGCCCGCCUGCAGGAACACACUAAUAACAACAAAGGAACGCACAGCGCAGCAGAUCUGACCUCUAAGAAGAUCACUAACCAAGUGUUGACAGAUCUGGUCAUCACAGCACAGUGUGUUCUCUUCUACAUUGCUGGCUAUGACACGACUGCCACCACCCUCAGCUUCCUCUCCUACUGCCUCGCACUUCACCCUCACAUUCAACAAAAGUGCAUGCAGGAGAUUGAUCGUGUUCUGGAGAAGCAUGACGGAAAAAUCACAUACGAGUGUAUUACAGAAAUGACGUACUUGGAUAUGGUGUUUGCUGAGACACUGCGGCUGUACCCUCCCGCCCCCCGGGUGGACCGCACCGUCACCAAGGACUAUACUCUCCCUGGCACCAACCUCACCUUGUAUAAGGGGCAGAAGGUCACCAUACCUAUUUACAGCAUACACAGAGACCCAGACAACUAUCCAGAUCCUGAAAGGUUUGACCCCGAGCGCUUCUCACCGGAAAAUAAAGCCAGCCGUUCACAGCUUGUGUAUCUGCCCUUUGGAAGUGGUCCACGCAACUGCAUAGGAAUGAGGUUUGCUCUGAUGGAAGCCAAGGUGGCAGUAGUGUACCUACUGCAGGAGUUUGCUUUUAUACCCAGUAAGAAGACCCAGGUGCCCAUCAUCAUCGAGCAGCGCAGCGGACUCCUCAAGGCUCAGGAUGGCGUGUGGGUGAGGCUUGCCAAGAGAACAUCCCACUAGCCUUCCCACGCUUGUAUACAGCUAUAGUAGCAUUAUCUUGUGACGUUUGUGCACCUUAGAUUCCUGUCCUUGAGACAGGAACCUCCGGGUUCUUGUUUAAUUUGAUAGAAGCAAAGUUUCUUUUCACUAACAUGUUCAAAUGUGUUGUGCAUCUACAUAUUUUUUCUUGUAAGGAUAUGCAGUACAUUGUUCAGUACUUCGAUCUACGAGGUUUUGUAGAUAACCUACAUAAUUUGUACAUUAUCAUACACCUACAGCACAUAUUGUUUUAAAAAUAACAUUUUAAUGUUUAGAUUAAUUUUUCACUAAAAAUACACUAAAUUCAGUUAUGUUUAUGGGUACUUUUUCCUUCAAUAAUAUUUUGUUUUGGGGAAUCCUUUUAUGCUGAUAUUGAGUUGGGUCAGUUGUGGUGGAGCCCCUCGGUGACUCCCUGAAGCUCUGGGGCCGAGACGCCUUCACCUCUAGGAUAAAAUUAUUGCAGUUGUUGUUAGACCAACCAGUGACUAGAGCCAAAACCUGGCGUCCCUCACUGAGGCGCAGGCAGUAAGUGACAGUUCGCCAUCCCACCACGAAAUCAUCCAGAAAAGUCAGCAAAAUUUUACAGAUAACUGAAGGAUUCUCAGAAAGCGAAGCCUUGAACCCGCCAAGAAAACGCCAUAAAAAUUCAAAUGAAAUUUUAUAUUCACUCAACGCUAGCUAAAACUUGUUAGUACCGAUUGAUGCCACCAGGUGGCCCAGCCCCAGCCAAUACCCAGUGUUGCUGGUCAGUUCUUUCAACGAUAUGAUGGUGGGUAAUACAACCUGUAGCACACCUGUGCCAGGUGAGUACGAUGGGCUCACCAUAUCCCGUGCUGCUUGAAACUUUUUUGUUAAGCAGCACGGGCUGUUCCUGUAGUGUUCCAGUCCAUAAGUGGUGGAUGAUGGGCUGGAACCUCUGCUUCACGCUAAGUACUGGCCGGCCUUAGACUUCAUUCGCCUAGUGUAAACCAUUUGUUUGUAUGUUUUUCAUUUUAUUUUAGUGGUAGCUCACAUGCGUGUUUCCUUUCCGGCUUGUGUGGGGAUGGCUUCUUUUGCACCUUAAGUGGCACCUUCAAGUUUUUAUCCUUGGGUGCUCGCUAGUGCUGCCCUUGCACAGACAGGUGUGGCUUCUCUGGUGUGUUGGGAGUUUGACCCCUGUGAGACCAGGCCACCUGGGAGGUGGAGAGCCUUGCCUUGGGCUGUUCAUAAGUUUUUUUAUUCUUCUGUUUGGGCUAGGGACAUUGUUGGCUGUGCGAGUAAUGCGGGCUUGUUCAUGUGAAUGCAGCGGUCCCCCAUUCGUAGCCUAGGAGUGUUGUCUGUAUUUAUAUAUUUUUGUUUGGGGAGCGGUCCCAUAAUCUGGGUGUCCUGUUUGUCUGCCUUCAGGAUCUGGUAAUUUUCUGGCGUGUCUCAGGGAUGGUUCAUUAUGGAUUGGGCCACUGAGCCGGUGCUCUCACAUUGUGAGCACGAGGGAUGCUCAUCGUUCUUGGUACAGGGCGAUGAUCAUUCUUUCUGCUUCUGCCAUGCUGCCUGCUGGGUCAGUGACGCCUACGACCCAGUCCUGGGAUGUUUUCCAUCACUGGGUCACUGUAUUAACUGAUUUGUCAGGAAGCUGGUGGUGCUUUGCGAGCAAAGUUUGCUUGGCUUUGGCAUUCGUGACAUUGCGAUUGUUUGGAGGUCCCAGUGUUGGCUCGUAUGGUGUUUAGCCCUUCCUCUGCACGAGUCAUAUAGGAGGAAUUAGAGUACUGUGUAAGAAGUUCUGCGCGCACACACAGGGCUCACAUUUGCUUCCUCAGACCUCCAGUAAACAGAUGCCACCUUGGAAAAAGUGGUGCGCACGUCUCAAGGAUAUGAGGCCUCGGUAUAGAGUGCGACCACAGUUAACAGUGCAGAACCUCAUGCCCCAACCCGUCCUUUAAAUAAUGACCCAAAGUCCAUUCCAUGCAUCCGCCAAACCCCCUGUUUGAGUGAAAAACGUUAUACACACGACUCGCAACUGAUGACGUCCGAACACUUCUGGAACAAGUGCUUCACUGGCGACUUUUGUUCAAAUAACAAUGCUGUAAAUGCUUCAUCCACGUACUACAAAUAAUCGCCAACAGAAGCUAAACACUUAAACUAACCAUUGCCUAAAUAUGCACAGUAGGCUAAUAUGUAGCAAUAUUAAUUUAUAUUUCAGAAAAUUCCUAUUUUAAAUGAACAGCAUGUUAAAAUUGAUGAAUGCGUCUUCGGGGUCGACCACAGGAUGGAAUGGACUUGGUCUGAGGACGGGUUGCGUGCCCACACCAUCACUUAAGGUAUGGGCACCUCCCCAACUUCGCCACGGGUACCACCAGUCCCCGUGGCGAAGUUGGCAAUUAAUCGGCAUAAUUUUAGCCAUGAUCUUAAUUGCCAAUUAAUUCCCAUCAACUGAUUCUCAUUUAUUGAAUUUUCAUUCAAGAGCUUUUUUUAAGUUGGCAGCUUCAAGGCUUCAUUUUCUGUGAACCCUCCAGUUAUCUGUUGAGCUUUGCAGACUUAAAGGAUGCUUUCCCAGUGGGGCGGUAAAUUGUCAGGCUUUCUAUGCCUCGGUCAAGGACCUUGACCUGUCUCUGGUCCCCGGAAGGUCAAACACAACUCUUGUGACUCUGACCCUUUAGGUGGAGCACUUCCCUGGAAAUAGCUUUAAGGAGCUGCCUACCAGAAAGUGGCAUUUCAUUACAUUUAAUGCUGGAUUUUUCUGUUAUAUAAUACUAAUUAUAUAUUUCUCCUAAACAAAAGGUUAAACUAUUAUUGUAGCUUUAGAAAGAUCGUUUUCUUAUUAGAAGUGCAAAAAAAAAAAAAUGGGGGAUUUUUUGCUUGAGUAGCAAAUCCCAUCUCUUGGGAGUUAUGGUACAGCAUGGAUAAAUGUGCAGCUAAUGUGUUGAACACGGUGCUCGUAGUUCGUGGGCUAUUGUAGUUCAGUAGAGAAAGUUUGCCUUUAUUAACUACCUUAUAAAUCUUGGUAACAGUAAAGACUGUGAAAUUCUUUAUUGUAAACUAUAACUUUUAUUAUUGAGAGGUGCUCAUUUCUUUAGCUUAUCCUGGCUAGAUAAUGUGGUGUGUGACAAUAUUUUCAGAGAAGGAAGGCAUUCACUCUAACAUCUGUGUCGAGGCCACCAUAACAACCUCGGUACAUUCACUUGACAAAAUAUUCAUUAGCCAGUAUGUUCACUUUUCAUGACAUUCCCUAAUCUAUAUUUCCUUGACAUUUCAGACUGGAUAUUACCUAGCCUUUAUAUUCCCCUGGUCCAAAUAUUCCCUAGCCAAGACAUUCCUUAGCUUGGAUAUUUCCUAACCAUAUUAUUCCCAAGCCAGGAGAUUCCCUAGCCUGGAUAUUUCUUAGCCAGGAUAUUCCCUGUCCUGUAUAAUCCAUAGCCAGGACAUAACGUAGCUUAGAUAUUCCCUAGGCAGGACAUUCCAUUGCCUAGAUAUUCCCUAGGCAGGACAUUCCAUUGCCUAGAUAUUCCCUAGGCAGGACAUUCCAUUGCCUAGAUAUUCCCUAGGCAGGACAUUCCAUUGCCUAGAUACAAUAUUUCCCUAGCCUGAAAAUUUACUAAAGACUGGCAAAUAUUGCUAAUAAUUAAUAGCACUUAAUGUCAAGAAUAAGUCAGAACUCUUGAGCAAUCAUUUAUAUCUCGAAAUAAUAAAUAUAAAUAAAUAAAAAGUGUAUGCCGUACCUAAUAGCCACAACCGUACUUCUUGGCCUAGUAUGCAAGGUGCGGUGAGACUAACAGGCAGAAUGAUAUUUGUUAUUUUCAAAUAUUUCUUUUCAUAUUGGUUCUUUUCUAAGAAUAAUAAUCUAUUAGGAACAUGACAUAUAAACUAAAAUACAGUAUUUGUUUGGUUUGGAUAAGUUAGGUUUGAUAAAAUUUGUUAGUUUUGACUCAGAUAACAUAAAAUUGCAAUCAUAUAUAUAAUACAAUAAAAACAUUUUAAUUUCAUAAACAAAUUUGGAAAAAUUUAAUAUUUCACCAAAAACUCGGCUCGUUAGGCAACUCUGGCUAUUAGGUAUGACUGUAUAAUAUAGUGUGUAUGUAUGCAUAUAUAUAUAUGUAUGUAUAUAUAUAUAUAUAUAUAUAUGUAUGUAUAUAUAUAUAUAUAUAUGUAUGUAUGUAUGUAAAUAGGAUUGCUGUAGUUACCUAGGUGAGUUCAGUCUGCCAACACUUUGAAGGUUCCCAAUAGUCGGGGAAAAUCCUGAAGGUUAUGGCUGGUGUCGUGCCUUGCAACAGCACUGUAGACAUGUUUUAGGUAUUAGGGAAAUAUAUUGAUGAUUAUAAAUAGAUCAUCUGUACUGGUAACAUAAUUCAAUAGGCAAUUCAUGAAAUGAAGCUGAUAAACGCCACUAUUUCUUGCAUGUACCUAGCUGGGAUAACAAAUUGUUGGUUGUCUGUUACUGUAUAUACAGUACAGUACUAAAUAAUAUUUUGCAUGCUUUGUUAUUUGUUAUAAAAUAUGUAAAUUGUUAUAUUACAGCCUGUAGAAUUAAAGCGCUGAAUUAGCCUUGUUUCCAGUACUGGACUAGUCUAAUAUACAGUAUUAUAAUAUAUAAUCUGAAUUUAAUAUAGGACAUUAAAUUCGGCGAACCAGGAAAUCAGAUCAGCCAAAAACUAUGAAAGAAAACUUGGCCAAAAUAUAAAGAUCCAAAGUCGUUCUGUGCCUACAUAACAAGUAAAACCAAAAUAAAGGACUCGGUAGGACCCCUUAAAAGAUGAGACUAACCAAGUUAUAAAGGGCAGCAAAUGCUCCAAAUGAAUACUUUACAUCAGUGUUUUACACCAUAAAAAUCGGACAUCUCAUCACCAACACAAAUGUUUGAAGGAGGUGAAGAGAACAAAUUAAGGUAUAUACCCACAACAUGCGACAUGAUCAGGAAGAGCAUAAACAAACUAAGACUAAGCCCCCAGGUGUGGAUGGAAUUCAAUCCAAAAUCAUAAAGGAACUGGCAGAUGAACUAUGCCUACUGCUGAAAGUAUUUUUCAAAAAAUCUCUGGACCAAGGGAUAGUUCCCCCUAAAUUGGUAAAUGUGCAAAUGUCGCCCUUAUUUUAAAAAAGACAGAGCUUGUCAAGCUGAUCAGACAGUAGUUUUCUGCUAUCACACAUGCAAGCUCACCGAUAGAAUCCUAAGGGAGAAAAUCGUUCACCAUCUCACGGUGAACAAUCUUUUAAAAUCGAUGCAUCUACUUAAAUAGAUGUAAUAUACAUGGAUUUUGCUAAAGCCUUUGAUAAGGUACCACAUGAGACUUGCAAGGAAAUAACUGGGACAUGGAAUAAAUAGUGGAAUUCUAGAAUGGAUAAAACAAAGAAAACAGAGGGUGGUGCUAAAUGGAAAUGAAACUGACUGGAGAAAUGUCAUGAGUGGGUUACCACAAGGGUUCAUUUUGGGGCCAACCCUUUUUGCUAUGUAUAGUACAUCAAUGAUAUGUGGUUUGUAAUAUUCUCAUCAAUUUACUUCCCAAAUGACACUAAGAUUUAUCACAGUGGGAAGUGAAAAUUACAUUGAGGCCUUAAAGAUCUACAUGAACUCCACAAAUGGUCAGAAGACUGGCAAAUGCUAUUUAAUAUAGAAAAAUACAAGACCUUGCAUGUGGGACAUAACAAUCGCAUGUCGCAACUACCAAAUUAAUAACAUUACCUUGCAGCAGAUUGAUGAAGAAAAGUACCUUGGAGUAAAAAUCCACCAUUCAGUGAAAGUUCCACAUCAAGUGGAAGCAGCAGUAAAAAAAAAAAAGCUAGCCAAACCCUAGGAAUAAUCAAGCAUACCUUUUAACUCUAAGGAAAAGAAGAUAGUGAUUCAACUGUGUAACUCUCUGGUGUGCCCCCACUUGGAUUAUUGUAUCAAGGCAUGGAGACCUCGUCUUGAGAAGGAUAUAGCUGCUUUGGGGAAAGUACAACUCUGGGCAAGAAGAAUCGUACCAGAAUUAGGACAACUGUCAUAGCAGGAAUGGUCAAGGGCCUCAGGGCUAACCCUGCAAACCAGGCAGGGUUAGCCCUGCCUGUUAAGGCAGGGCUAACUAACAGGGUUAGUUAUUGUUAAGGUGAUAACACUGUAAUAGUAGACUGACCAUCUGCCUCCUUACGAACUGGACACCACCAUUCUGCCUCUCUCAAGAGAGUCCACAUUAUUUAAUAUUAAAUAGGAACACCAAUGCUUGAUUAUUUAUAAAUUCAAAGUUGCAGUUAUUAUGACCAACUACUUCAUAAAGAACUAAUGAGGUUUACUUUAAUAGAUACUUUUGAACAAUUAUUGAAGGUGAAGUUAGCAGCCCAUUUGGCCUUGGAGCAUUGCACAAGGGUGACAUGGUACCACCCUUGAUACAUUUCUACUCUGUAAUUCACGGUAAUCUCAUUGACGUAUUGUGUGUAACACUAAAUUUUAAGAACACAUUACCCAUAUACAAGUUAAUACAUAUGUAAUCAUAUUUGUUUAUUUGUAAACACACAAUUGUUUCUACUAAGAUAUUUGAAUUGUAAAGUGAUUGGAAAAUUAUCAAUCAUCCCACAGCUGUAGUGGAUAUUUUUCCACAACAUUGUCUGUGUUGAGCACUGGUUGUCAGUAUGAGGCAUUGAUAUUAUGGGACUUCUUGUCAGUAUGAGGCAUUGUUAUUAUGGGACUUCUUGUCAGUAUGAGGCAUUGUUAUUAUGGGACUUCUUGUCAGUAUGAGGCACUGUCAUUGAGACACUGGUCGUCAGUAUGAGGCACUUGUGAGAGAAUGGUUGUCAGUACGAAGCACUUGAGAGAGACUGGUGAUCAGUAUGAGGCAAUAGUUGUGUGUGUUAGGCACUAGUUGUGUGUGUUAGGCACUAGUCAGUUCAAGUCACUGGAUAUGUGCACAUACAGUCUGUUUAAAAGAUGCCUUGGUGCGUAUAGUGCACGAUGUGCACCAAAUGUGUCGAGACAAAUCGUGAGUGGAGGUUGCAGUUCAACCUUGUUCCUCAUAACCAGUUUGUUCGAUGAAUGUCUGAUAAUUAUACUAAAUACUUUAUCUUUCCAUUGGUUUGCAUUUUCAACAGACAUUUCCAUAAAUGUAGAAUAAUGAUCUCAGGGUGUAAAUGUUCACUCUUCAAGUACAAAAUUCAGAAAGUUUUUUGUGAUGGCCACCAACAGUUUGUCAGUAGUUUAUGUAAAAUGAGAUGAAUGUAGAGUUAUGUGCCUCUUCAUCAUUACUAUCAUACAAUACCAACUUUGCCCAUAUCUUAUCGGUCAUACAGAGAAUGUUUCUCCACUGGUUGUAUUAAUCUUACAAAUUUAUAGAUACUGUAUUAGUAAUAAAACUACUGGUAUUGUAGGCAAAAUAUCAUUUUGCCAGUUCAGAAAGCAGCAGCACACUCGUAAGUAAUGGUACACUCCUUGAUCCUUCUAGGCUACGCACAUCUGAGGCCAUUGAAUAACUUGGAUUUUAUAAAUUUUUGGGCCUCGAGCUAUAACUCAUAAUGAGGGUGUAAGGCAGCAAUAUUCAGUAAGAAUUUUUAAUUUUUGAUUUUCAGGUUCUGUAUAACAAGAAUUAUGGUUGUGACAGUUAUGUAGAACAAAUAAUUAAGACUCAUACAAACAGUAUAAACACACUGCUAAACACACUGGCAAUUUGUAUGUAGUCAUAGUAAAUAUUAAUCUGUAUAACUAGUAAUAAGUUAAUUCAUAGUAACUUAAAUUAUAUAUACAGGUAUAUACCUAGAAAAAUAUAUAUAUUUUGCAUGGCUUGUGUAUGUACUGUACUAGAUUUGGUUAGCAGUGGCUUGUAGCUAUAAUGUAUGUUUGAGAAACUUUCUGCAAGCCAGUCUCCUUUGUUAAGCAUAAUAUAACAAACUAUGCAAUGGAGCAGUCUCCAAUGAGUGUUUACUUCUAUGCAAUAAUAUCGUCGUUGAACACAAUUCUAAUGUUGAACCUGAUAUUGUCAGGAUCUACUACUGAGGAUAUAGCAAUAAUUACCAAACAGUACAGCUGUGUGCACCAUUUAUGCCCAUUACUGUGGGUCAUCACAGCUCUUCAGGCUUAAAAAAAAUUAAAAUGAAGAAUGUAAUUCUAAUUUGUAGUAUCUUUUAAUAAAUUUUCAGUGUU